UGUCACACCACCGAGGAUUAUCUUUCCCUUUUCCCUUUUUCCUUUUUUCCUUUCAACAUUUUCACUUACUUGUACUUAGUCUAAUGCUCCCGAGGUUCCUUUCCUCUCACUAGCUUAGUUUAACGCUCUUUUGAUCAACCUCGCUCUACUCAAUUGUACACCACACAUCAUGUCUUCCUACGCCCUCGCCCAAAUCUACCAAUUAAUCCUCAACCUUGUCGGUGGUGGCCCAAGGCCUGUGUACCCCGCUCGUAAAAAUAUCCGCAUCGGAAGCAGGAAAUCCAAGCUUGCGUUGGUCCAGACACAUCUUGUUCGCGAUUCUUUACAGGCGAUCUAUCCGGACACCAACUUCGAAAUCAUCGCCAUGACUACUACCGGCGACAACAAUCAGACGAAACCGCUACACAACUUUGGGGCAAAAGCACUAUGGACGCAGGAGCUUGAGGUGCUGUUGCUGGAGGAUAAAUUGGAGAUGAUUGUGCAUUCGCUGAAAGAUAUGCCGACACAGCUCCCGCACGGGUGUAAGAUCGGGGCCAUACUUGAACGUGAAGACCCCCGCGAUGCCCUAGUCAUGAAGACUGGCUCGAGCUACAAGUCCCUAGAAGACCUACCAGAAGGAAGCGUAGUCGGCACCUCCUCCGUCCGGCGCAGCGCGCAAAUCAAGAAGCGAUACCCCCACCUUAAUUUCGAGGAUGUCCGCGGUAACGUCGGCACCCGGCUCGCAAAACUCGACGACCCAGCGUCCUCCUACACCUGUCUGAUCCUCGCAGCCGCGGGCCUGAUAAGACUCGAUCUGGGAGAGCGCAUCACGGGUUACCUCUCCUCCCCGUGCCUCCUUCACGCCGUUGGCCAAGGAGCGUUAGGCGUCGAGAUCCGCGAUGGUGACGAGGACACCGCAAAGAUGCUUAGAGUGUUGGGCCACAAGGAAACCACCCUCCAUUGCCUUGCUGAACGCUCGCUCAUGAGGACGCUAGAAGGCGGCUGCUCUGUUCCCAUCGGCGUGGAAACUGAGACUGCCACGAACGGGCAGAUGCUCAUGAGGGCUGUUGUCGUCAGCCUUGACGGCCAGAACUUUGUUAACGUAGAGGAGCGUAUGGAAGUCGCGGGUGAGGAAGCAGCAGAUAAUUUUGGCAGAGUCGUAGCGGGGAAACUCGUCGCUGCUGGAGCUGGGGAUAUCUUGAAAGGUAUUAAUCUUAAUAGGGGUUUGGUGGAUGCCUGAAUUCAUGAACUGGGUAAUUAGCCCGGGGUAGGUGUUUCCAUUCGUUAUAUUUAUUUCGUUCUCUCACCCCCCUUCCACACUUUCCUUCCUUCUAGCUGCGGUCUUUUAUGGGUGAAUUACGGCAGCCGGGAAUUUAAGAGAGAAUGGGAGUUUGGUAAAAGUCACCAUUUCUCGGGUAUACAAUAUAAGAAUUAUAAUAAAGCGAAUAGAGGGUAUGUUUGGCUCCC
Messenger RNA from Tuber melanosporum (Perigord truffle), 1446 nucleotides. RefSeq lists its product as uncharacterized. Gene Ontology annotation, biological process: heme biosynthetic process. Bases 170 to 1219 code for a protein of 349 amino acids. Gene Ontology annotation, molecular function: hydroxymethylbilane synthase activity. Lineage: Eukaryota; Fungi; Ascomycota; Pezizomycetes; Pezizales; Tuberaceae. The transcript is spliced from 3 exons. Gene Ontology annotation, cellular component: cytoplasm. The record is from RefSeq and is a predicted model, not a curated record.